CGCGCGCGCAACCUAACCAACCGCCAGCGAAUCGCAGCGGAGGAGCAUCUCCGUCUGAAUGGAAUAACCGUAGUUGAGAAAACCCAAAUCGUAGAUCUCGAGGCAGGAGAUUGGGCAACUGAGUGAACUUUGACCCAUCGGGAAGCUGUUCGAAAUGGCCGCGGCUAUGCUGACUGACAGGGAGAGGGAGGCGAUCGUCAGCAAUUUGACCAAGGAUGUGCAGGCCUUGCGGGAAAUGGUGCGGAGUCGGGAGAGCGAGCUGGUCAAGCUGCACCGGGAAAUCCACAAACUAAAGAGCGUACUCCAGCAGACCACCAAAAACCUGAACGUCAGCCGGAAUGAGAAGGCGAAAACAAAGCUCUACUCUUUGCCAGAGCAAUGUGGCGAGCAGGAGGAAAGGGAUCGAGAUCCUCAUCUGUGCAGCUCUUGCGGCAUGGUUCUGCCCACCAGUCCGGAGUUCGCCCUGGAGGCGCUUUCUCUGGGACCAUUGCCCCACUCGGAAGCAUUUUCCAAGGCAUCCACAUCUUCAUCUCCCUCGACUGAAGAACAGCGACCCAAGGCUAUGCCUGCUGCUAUUAAGAAACAAGGUGUUUCAGCUGAGAGCUGUGUGCAGUCCAUGCAGCAGUCCUAUAGCAUUCCGAUUCCAAAAUACGACAAAGAUUUCAGUGCCAAGCAACAAAUCAAAGACGCCAUUAUGGACAACGACUUUCUGAAAAACAUAGAUGCAUCUCAGGUGCGAGAAUUGGUGGACUCGAUGUACUCAAAAAGCAUUGCCGCCGGGGAGUUUGUGAUCCGCGAGGGCGAAGUAGGUGCCCAUUUGUACGUCUCCGCCGCCGGUGAGUUCGCGGUGAUGCAGCAAGGAAAAGUCUUGGACAAGAUCGGGCCCGGCAAGGCGUUCGGGGAGCUGGCAAUCCUUUACAAUUGCACCAGGACGGCCUCUAUUCGGGUUCUAAGUGAAGCGGCGAGGGUGUGGGUGCUCGACAGACGCGUCUUCCAGCAGAUUAUGAUGUGCACGGGGCUCCAGCGGAUCGAGAACAGUGUGAAUUUCCUGAGAUCGGUGCCACUCCUGAAGAACCUGAGUGAAGAAUUGCUUGCCAAAAUUGCGGAUGUUCUGGAGCUGGAGUUCUAUGCCGCUGGCACUUACAUCAUCCGCCAGGGGACUGCCGGGGACAGCUUCUUCUUGAUCUCACAGGGAAAUGUCCGUGUGACCCAGAAGCUGACACCCACCUCCUCGGAGGAAACCGAGCUACGAACUCUUUCCCGAGGAGACUACUUUGGAGAGCAGGCGCUUAUCAACGAGGAUAAGCGAACGGCCAACAUCAUCGCCUUAUCACCUGGAGUGGAGUGUCUGACCUUGGAUAGGGACUCCUUCAAGCGACUGAUUGGGGAUCUGUGCGAGCUGAAAGAAAAGGAUUAUGGAGAUGAGAGCAGAAUGCUGGCCAUGAAGCAAGCCAGGGGAAGCAGCCAGGAUGAGCCGAAGGAGCAGCUGCAGCAGGAGUUUCCUGACCUUAAGCUGACGGACCUCGAGGUUGUUAGCACUCUGGGCAUCGGUGGAUUCGGUCGGGUCGAGCUGGUCAAGGCCCACCAUCAAAACCGCGUCGACAUCUUUGCUCUAAAGUGCUUGAAGAAGCGGCACAUUGUGGACACCAAGCAGGAGGAGCACAUCUUCAGCGAGCGCCACAUCAUGCUCAGUUCGAGAUCGCCUUUUGUCUGCCGAUUGUAUCGCACUUUCCGGGACGAGAAGUACGUCUAUAUGCUGCUCGAGGCCUGCAUGGGUGGCGAGAUCUGGACAAUGCUUAGGGAUCGAGGUUCCUUCGAAGACAACGCGGCGCAGUUCAUCAUUGGGUGUGUACUGCAGGCUUUUGAGUAUCUCCAUGCCCGCGGGAUCAUCUAUCGCGAUCUGAAACCGGAGAACCUAAUGCUGGAUGAGCGCGGCUACGUUAAGAUUGUGGACUUCGGCUUUGCCAAGCAGAUCGGAACAAGCGCCAAGACAUGGACCUUCUGCGGAACCCCAGAAUAUGUGGCGCCUGAGAUCAUUCUGAACAAGGGCCACGAUCGAGCCGUGGACUACUGGGCAUUGGGUAUCCUUAUCCAUGAGCUGCUCAACGGAACACCACCGUUCAGUGCUCCCGACCCCAUGCAGACGUACAACCUCAUUCUGAAGGGCAUAGACAUGAUCGCCUUUCCCAAGCACAUUUCCCGCUGGGCCGUACAGCUCAUAAAGCGCCUCUGCCGUGACGUUCCAUCCGAGCGCCUUGGUUACCAGAGUGGUGGUAUCCAGGAUAUCAAGAAGCACAAGUGGUUCCUGGGAUUCGACUGGGACGGGUUGGCCAGUCAGCUGCUGAUCCCGCCCUUUGUUCGACCCAUUGCCCAUCCGACGGACGUGCGCUACUUCGACCGCUUCCCGUGCGAUAUAAACGAGCCGCCGGACGAGCUCUCUGGCUGGGACGCAGACUUCUAGGCCUAUUUCGCCGAACUCUUCGACUUAGUACUUCAUCGCUCUGUAGUUUAGUUUAGUUUUACGUUAUUGAUUUGCAUAGAAACACAGAAAGGAAAAGGAACACCAUCUCAUUAUCUAAAAUUCACUGACCCUGAGACAUAAAGGGCACGCUGGAUUGGGCUGCCAGCACUUGGCAGAUUUGGGAGCAACGUGCGAUCAAGGGGCUGUAGAUCUUUUCACUAUCCGGAGCUGGUUCCGCAGCCAGUGUCAAGCCGGAUGGGACAUUUCGGAAGAACUCAUCAUAGCUGAGUUUGGGCUCCCUGCCUGUGCGCAUCCUGCAAGAUCUACAGUGGCAGGAGGAUUCUCGAUGCUCGUAGAAGGCGUAGCGGGCUCGAAAGGCACAUCCCAACAAGCUCACUUCGACUCCUGUUCUCUUGUAAACGGGAGCAUUGAAGAUGUCCGCCACAAUUUGUAGGACACUUUGGCUCCUGGAGUCCUCGCCCACAACGAUGAUCUUGGUCUUCGG
Messenger RNA from Drosophila eugracilis, 2966 nucleotides. It is a transcript of the gene Pkg21D, whose product is annotated as cGMP-dependent protein kinase, isozyme 1. The record is from RefSeq and is a predicted model, not a curated record. The coding region runs from base 155 to 2461 and encodes 768 amino acids. Gene Ontology annotation, molecular function: cGMP-dependent protein kinase activity; ATP binding. NCBI's taxonomy places the organism in Eukaryota, Metazoa, Arthropoda, Insecta, Diptera, Drosophilidae. Gene Ontology annotation, biological process: protein phosphorylation. The transcript has 5 exons.